Molecule: messenger RNA, 730 nt
Organism: Owenia fusiformis
Lineage: Eukaryota; Metazoa; Annelida; Polychaeta; Sabellida; Oweniidae
Source: the annotation of a GenBank genome assembly
UACUUCAAUUAGCUAUAUAUGAUAAUGUUAAUUUGAUCAUCUUAUGCAACAAUAUGACAUCCAGUUCUUUAACAAUGGAUAAAUUUAUGAUAAACACAGUGUCAGGACAUCUUGGUUCAAUGGAGGAUACAACCAUGCUAGAUGAGACCAGCACAACCCCCUCCAAGCGCUCCAACACUGCCUACAAGCACCUCGUCACUGAUAUGAGAGCACAGAAUUUCGAUGUGAUUCGUUUUGCAACAUACAGGACAGCUUGUAAACUUAGAUUCAUACAGAAACGAACCAAUUUGUACUUAGUGGAUAUUUGGAACAUCAUUGAAGCCUUCCGUGAAAAUGGUCUCAACACACUAGAACAUGGGACAGAAUUAAAUAUUACACGUGUUGAACAGAUCCUGACCUCUAUAUACUUUCACCUGAACAAAAGGCUGUCAACCAACCAACAGAUAGAUGUAGAAGAAAGUAUAAGUUUGGCACUUAACUGGUUGUUCAACGGAUAUGAUCUAGAUGGUAAAGGCAGAGUGAGGGUGCUUAGUUUGAAGGUGGUGCUAUCAACCCUCUGCUCUGGGAAACUUGUGGAUAAACUUCAAUAUGUUUUCAUGCAGAUAUCAGACAAGAAUGGAGUGAUGGUGAAGUCCAAGUUUGAAGAGUACCUCAAGGAUCUACUUGCAAUUCCCACAGCAGUCUAUGAAGGCCCAUCUUUCGGUUACAAUGAUACAGCUUCAAGGGCUUG